Molecule: messenger RNA, 2204 nt
Organism: Salvelinus sp. IW2-2015
Lineage: Eukaryota; Metazoa; Chordata; Actinopteri; Salmoniformes; Salmonidae
Product: guanylate-binding protein 1
Molecular function (GO): GTP binding; GTPase activity
Source: RefSeq, a predicted model, not a curated record
UGAAGSRACUUGACCAUGGAUUCCCCAAUGUGRCUGGUCGAAAACGCCGARGGSGAGCUUCAUGUAGURCCUGGUGCRAUCAAGUACCRGAUGGGACUGAACCAGAAAGUCGUAGUGGUGUCGGUGGUCGGGCUGUACCGCACCGGCAAGUCUUACCUCAUGAACAAGCUGGCUGGAAAGAGAAAAGGUUUUGCCCUGGGAGCCACCAUCCAAUCCAAAACUAAGGGCAUCUGGAUGUGGUGUGUGCCUCACCCUGAAAAAAGAGACCACACCCUGGUACUGCUGGAUACAGAGGGGCUGGGGGAUGUGGAGAAGGGAGAUUCUAAGAAUGAUGCCUGGAUCUUCUCCUUGGCCAUUCUGUUAAGCAGUACUCUGGUCUACAACAGUCGAGGGACCAUCGACAAUCAAGCCGUGGAGAACCUCCAAUAUGUGAGUGAGCUGACAGAGCGGAUCAAGGUGAAUUCUUCCAGUGCAGCUUCAUCCUCUCACGAUGACGAGGAAGGAGGGGACGCCCAGUUUGUGCAGUUCUUUCCGAAUUUUGUGUGGGCCAUCAGAGAUUUCACUCUACUACUCGAGAUCGACGGCAGAAACGUCACCGAAGAUGAGUAUCUGGAGCAUUCCCUGGAGCUCAGAAAAGGUGGGGGUAAAAAGAAUCUGAUGUACAACCUCCCACGAGAGUGCAUCAGGAACUACUUCCCCUCGCGCAAGUGCUUUGUAUUCCCCACCCCUACAACUCCUGCCAACAUGCCCCACCUGGAUUCCAUGGARGAGGCUGGCCUGUGUGGAAGCUUCCGAAAGGUUGCAGACACUUUCUGCUGCUUUAUUUUCCAGGAGAGCCGUACAAAAACUGUCAAAGGGGGCCACAAKGUWACCGGGAGAAUGCUCGGCCACUUGGUUAACACCUAUGUGGAGACCAUAGCCAAAGGCUCUGUGCCCUGUCUGGAGAAUGCGGUGCUGGCCAUGGCUCAAAUUGAGAACCAGGCUGCUGUGGAUGAGGGCCAGGUAGUAUACCAGAGGGGCAUGGAGGAGGUGAAGGCCUUAUUCCCUGUGGACAUGGGUCAGAUUUCAGCUCAUCACCUCCGCUCAGACCACCAGGCCACGCAGGCUUUCAUGAAACGAUCCUUCAAAGARYAAAAUGGGGAUUUCUUGAAAGCGUUGGCGGUGGCCAUUGCAAAGCACUACGCUGWCCUUCUCAURCAGAACGAGGAUGCCUCAGAGAAGAAGUGUGCYGCCCUUCUGGAGAAGCUGUCUGCUCCGAUGGCCCAGAAGAUUAAGGAGGGGAUCUACACCACACCUGGAGGAUAUGAGCUUUACUGCAAUCACCAUGACAACAUGGUUGCACAGUACCGAGCCGAGCCUGAUAAAGGAGUUGGGGCUGAGGAGAUUCUUGAGCAGUUCCUGAGGGAGAAGAGUCUAGAGAAGAAUUCCAUCUUGCAGGCUGACAAAAAAUUGACGGAAAACGAGAAAAAAAUCUAUGAGGAGAAGGAGAGAUCAGCUGUGCUGGAGCAGGAGAAGAAGGCUGCUGAAGAGAAACGGUUGGAGAUGGAGCGCACCAUGGAGGACGAUCGCAGAAGCAAAGACGAGAAGUUGAAGCAGAUGGAAGAGAAGAUGAAGYAGGAGAUGAAGCAACAGGAACGGGACUUCCACAGGGCCUUGGAGUGCAAYYUGCAGGAGCAGAAGGAUCUGCUGGAGAAGGGCCACAAGGAGAAGGCUGACUUAAUGAGACAGGAGAUAGAGGAGUUCAAGAAGAGCAACACACCUGAGAAGGAAGGAGGUGGUUUCCUUGAGUCUACAGUCAUGCCUGUUCUUCGAUUUGGAUUGGACGCUGCCAACACUGUCUUUCAAUAUAAGCUCAUGAGGGGAGCUUUUAUGAAGUAGAAACAUUGUGUAUUACCUGAGCAUGUACACAUUUGUUAGCUUUAUCUAGCAAUGUAAAGCGAAAAGUCAAGUUGAUAGCCACGCUUAGAAUCAGUAUAAGCUUUAUAUGCAAGAGUGAUGUAUUAUUUUUGGAAUGGACGCUGCCAACAUUUUAUUUCAAUAUAAGCUCAUGAAGGUAUCUUUUAUGAAGUAGAAACAUUGUGUAUUACUUGAGCAGGUACACAGAGAGACAAGUUGCUUAAUUUUUCCGUCUUCCACUUUCCUCUUCCAUGUUUGCGGUAAUGCUGCAAUUAGUUGGUUGUAGUUUUGGGUAGAGCAGACAUUUC